This is a messenger RNA of Sungouiella intermedia, 2520 nucleotides long. NCBI's taxonomy places the organism in Eukaryota, Fungi, Ascomycota, Pichiomycetes, Serinales, Metschnikowiaceae. The record is from the annotation of a GenBank genome assembly.
AUGUCAGCACUAGAGGAAGAUGAGGCGGUGUUGUUUGUUGCUACAGCUACCGCAUUAGUGCGUCACCCCAAGAGCUUUCUUCGUAUUUUAUCCAAAGUGGUGCCUCUAGCAAUUACUGACCAAUUACCCUUCACAUCACUGACCAAUUUGUUAAGGUUGCUUCUCUCGUACACAAGUGCCGUGUCUACACCUAUCGGCGACAUUGCGACCAUUGCUGGUGAGCUCACAGAAUCUGCUUCUCUGAAUACCUUGGAUGAACAGGAUCUCCUCACUGAUGUCGAGGAUGUUCUGAAUUGGGUUAUGAAUGAGUAUAACAUAGUUCUCCACGAGCCAUUAGGCGCAAUUGUGCAGACUGCCAGAGAUCUAGUAGUUGAACUGGCUGUGAAGGCUAAGAAGUUGGGAUUCACUCCAUCUGACUCGGAUUCUCCCACUGACAUCUUGCUAUCUUUCGUCAAAGCGAAGACGCUAGAGUUGUCACUAUACUAUAACGACGUGCAAACCUUCCAUCCUCUAUUUCUGCUUCUUCAAGGUGAUGAAAAAUUCUCUAGCUGGUAUAAUGGUGUGGUGGCACCUUAUCACUAUUUCUGGCUGAAUUUUGCCUCUUUAGAUGAGUCAGAAGAGACGACUGAUCACUUCUUAGCCAUGAAGUCGUACUGGGAUCAGUUUGAUAUCCUCAUUGCCCCACUUGAUAAUCAAGAGUUGUUUUUCACCGAUAAGCUAACGCCAGAGCGCUACUUGACUAAUGUCAUCCUCCCCUUUGCUGUUUACCAUGACAACAACUUGCAAUCAUUGACCACUUGGAUGUUCAACAAGCAUCCACCUAGAAAGCCUUUGCAUGAAUUCCAGUUGUGGGAUAAAUGCAUUAAGAUCACUUUAAACUUUGUGGAUUAUAGGGGCCAUCAGUUCCCUGACUCGGCCUAUUCUGAGCUUGUUAGAGAUUACCUUGCCGCCUGUAUCUAUUUUGGCUUAUACAGACAAGAGGAAGUAACACCGCUUGAACAGUCAAAGAUCUAUGAUCAGAUUCUCGCAUCUGCCAAUUCAAUGAUUGCUAUCUUGAAAAUCGGAAAUGUCGACCCUGUUCAAAUGACCGAAGGAAUCGAUUUUGAUAACCUUCCAAAAUUCGAUAUGUUUUCCGAUUUUGUCAAAGAUCCCACCAAUCCAUUUUCAUUCCUCUUUUCAUCUUCUGUUCCACAGUGCCUUGUGACUUUACAACACUACAUCAGAAUUUGCAGCGAACUCUUUCCCGUUAGUCAACUAACUAUUAAGGAUUACUGGAAGUUGAAGAGCUCACAAACGGUCGACUUUUCGGCAAGGCAGAGAGCGGUUAGCCAGAUAUUAACCCAGUUGGAUGAGACAAAUUAUCAAAAAAUCAUUAAUACGGUGAUUCUCUUCUCACAAGCAUUUGCAUCUGACGAAAUUGCGGAGCAAAGAGAAAUUGACCAAAUGGUGUUCGAGCGCUUGUUGAACGUGAAUCUCCUAUCGUAUGUUGUUGACUUCUAUCAAAGUAAGGAAGGCGAUCUUCAAAUGUCUGCUAAGACGGUUUUCAAAUUCACAAUGACAAAGUUCUGGGAUCUUUUUGACAAUGCCGCCAGUCUUGAUGAACGGAUAGGCAAACUCAAAUCAGCUAAUCAAUGUGUUGAAAUCUUGAAUGCGGUGGCAUCCAGUGGCGGGUUGGAUACUGAGCAGUCCAAUGACCUCGCUCGAAUUAAGCACUUACUAAAUGCAUUGCUGAAAUUGAAAAACUUCAGGCUUGUGCUCGAGCGGAACCAGCCAGUGACUCCUAAUCAGGUUGUGUCGAAGAUCAAAAGACAGAGUACUGACGAUAUAUACUCGCCUAUUGCACUCAUAUCUACCGUUCUAGAACAGAACCCGAAGGCGUACUUUGCGUUUGAGAAACUCUACAAAAUCGCAUCAGACCUCGCUAUCUAUUUGGAACUUGAAAUAACUGAAGAUUAUCUUCCAAAAGUUCAGUCUGCAUGUAUCGAGUCUUCUCUUGUUGACGGAAAUUUUGAUUUUGCUUAUAAGCAUUCAAAGAAUCUUUUCGAUUACUACGUGGGUAGGAGCCAUGGUGAGAAACUAAAUGAGUUCUGGCUUACGUUCUAUCAAGUUGGAAAGUACAUCUCGCCAGAAUGGCACAAUGAGUAUGAUGAGAAGGUGGAAAAAGAGAAGAUUUCCGUGUUGUUUAAGCAGAGAGAAAUCUUAUCCUUAACAUUGAAGCUUGCGAAGCCCACUACGUCAACGGUGGACAACAGUCGGUUGAUCAUAGGACAAUUGAGACAUAUCAAUCGAGAAAUUAACGCCUGGUAUGCCGAUAACGACAGCCGUCGUGGGGAUAAUGUUCAGAGAGCUGCUCAAUCUACGCAUGCUCAGCUCCAAGAUAACAUCAACGGUUUGUUGAGUGAGGCUGCGAGCACUGCUGCACAGUCUAAGAACCAAGCCAGUAAGAAAAUCUCCAAGCUUCUUGUUUCCGGUUUGGGAUGGGCAAUUGGAGCACAAGAGGGCGAUAUUGAGCGUAAGUAG